Molecule: messenger RNA, 1178 nt
Organism: Xiphias gladius (swordfish)
Lineage: Eukaryota; Metazoa; Chordata; Actinopteri; Istiophoriformes; Xiphiidae
Product: 7 transmembrane receptor domain-containing protein
Exons: 3
Coding region: 1-1143 (380 amino acids)
Biological process (GO): G protein-coupled receptor signaling pathway
Cellular component (GO): plasma membrane; neuron projection
Molecular function (GO): neuropeptide binding; neuropeptide Y receptor activity
Source: RefSeq, a predicted model, not a curated record
AUGGAUUUAUUAUUGAUAAUGCUAUCCUUUAUAAUUAGGUUGGUCUGCAGAGACAUGGAUUUUUUCAUUGAUGAGGAUUUCAGUGUGACCGGUAACACCAGCCAUGAAACAGGACGAAGAAUACUAGAAGGCAGCAAAAGCCAAGGACUCAACCACAGUGACCCCCUCGACAUGUUCAUAGGCAUGGAGCUUCUUCUUCGUUUCAAACUUCUCUUCCUACCUCUCUACUGCCUUGUAGUGGGUGUGGCUGGUGUUGGAAACUCCUUCCUGUUGGCUUGCAUCUUGUCUGAGAAGAAACUCCACAAUGCCACCAACGUUUUCAUUGGUAACCUAGCUGCAGGAGACCUGCUCAUGUGUUUGAGUUGUGUUCCACUGACUGUGUCUUAUGCCUUCGACAGCCAUGGCUGGGCUUUUGGGAGACCCCUAUGCCACCUGGUCCCCUUGCUGCAAUGUGCCACAGUGUUUGCAUCAGUACUUUCACUCACUGCCAUCGCUGCAGAUCGCUAUGUUGUUGUAGCUCACCCAGUACGGAAGAGGAUCUCUGUUUCGGGCUGUGGUGCAGUGACUUUGGGUGUAUGGCUUUUAUCUCUGGCCCUGGCUGCACCUACAUCUAUCUACACACGCUACCUGGACCUGCGACCGAGUGGUAUUGACUUGAUAGUGUGUGAGGAAUUCUGGCCAAAUAGUGGCAAUCUGCGGCUGCUCUAUUCCUGCUUCAUUCUCAUAGCCUCCUAUAUGAUCCCGCUGCUGUCAGUCAGUGUAUCCUACUGUGCCAUCACUGUCAGCCUAAAACACUAUUCAGUACCUGGGGAGCCAUCCAACAGCCAGCAGCGCUGGAGCCAAAGGAGGAAGAAGACCUUCUCUCUGCUGGUGGCCUCAGUGCUGGCCUUCGCCUUGUGUUGGCUGCCUCUGCAGGUGCUGAACCUCCUGCUGGACCUGGACCCAGACUUCCACAUCAUCGGGAAGCGCUACAUAAACCUCUUACAAGUCUGCUGCCAUUUAGUAGCCAUGAGCUCUGCAUGUUACAACCCCUUCAUCUAUGCCUCACUGCAUAGCAAGGUGCGCAUGCACCUGAAAGCUUACCUGUGUCCUUGUCACAAACGUCAGAGGGCAAUGGUGGAGAGACCAACGUCCAGGAGCUGAUUUUCAACUGUGCCUGCUAAAAUACAACUGCUUUA